Messenger RNA from Talaromyces amestolkiae, 897 nucleotides. RefSeq lists its product as uncharacterized. The coding region runs from base 1 to 897 and encodes 298 amino acids. The transcript is spliced from 2 exons. The record is from RefSeq and is a predicted model, not a curated record. Gene Ontology annotation, cellular component: ascospore wall; lipid droplet; prospore membrane. Lineage: Eukaryota; Fungi; Ascomycota; Eurotiomycetes; Eurotiales; Trichocomaceae.
AUGGCAGACCGCGUCAAAACAGUCGCACAAUCCGAGAUCCAGCGCAUCUCCUCUCUCACUUUCCGCGCCCUCAAAUCAGGCGCAUAUCUUUAUCCGUUCCAGGGAAUAAUCUACCUCCUCUCCCAUCGCACUCUAUGGGCACCCCUCCGAUCCCGCCUCAUGCCCACUCUCGCCUUGGGCGUAGGCGUAACAACAGCCAUGUUCCUGCUGACUUACAUCCCACAAAUGACUCUACUGGCAUUCACAUCUGGCCCGCUUGUGGCGCCGGUAUCAGCUGCUUUACUGGUCAUUAAUGAAGCGUCUGCGAUAACCAGCUUUUUGGCGUCACGGAACAUGUUUUUCGGGCUUGGACAACGACAAUCAUCAUCGACGUCGUCAGUGACGCUAGACGCAUUCGAUGCCACACUCAUCCUAAAAGGGCACGAAACCCUCGUCUCUGGUGGUCGUGAACUCCGGCCCGCACGAGGAGGUAACAUCCUCGCACGCCUAGGCGGAUUUGUUGGAAUGAGUAAACGCACCUCCUUCACCUCAAACAACUCAACAAUCGACAACCUCAUCCGCUCUUUGUUGUAUCUACCACUAAAUUUCAUCCCCAUCAUCGGCACAAUAGCCUUCUUCGCACUCAAGGGUAAAAGAAUAGGCCACAAUGCGCUAAACCGAUAUUUCGAGCUCAAGGGGUUCUCGGCGCGGGAAAGGGAGGAGUGGCUGCAGAGGCAUGAGGGGGAGUGCGUCAGUUUUGGGGUUGUGGCGUCAGUGCUGGAAAUGGUGCCGUUUGCGUCAUUGGGAUUUAUGUGUACGAAUACGGUGGGUGCUGCGUUGUGGGCUUCAAGGGUUGAGACAUCAAGUAAGUCGGAUACAGCGCCGGGAUUGAGGGAGGACAGUAAGAAGGCUGCAUAG